Messenger RNA from Trichomonas vaginalis G3, 732 nucleotides. RefSeq lists its product as uncharacterized. The record is from RefSeq and is a predicted model, not a curated record. The transcript has a single exon. The coding region runs from base 1 to 732 and encodes 243 amino acids. Lineage: Eukaryota; Parabasalia; Trichomonadida; Trichomonadidae.
AUGAACAAAACACCUUACCAAAUGUUUUACGAGGAGUUCUAUGAAAAGUUUGUAUCCGGAUGGAAUUGUACAGAGUGCUACAGAAGAUAUAAAGAAUUUGCGAAGGAAAAUGAAUUCUUUGCAUGUAGUUCAAAUGUAUUUGGCGGUAAGAUGAGAGAAUUUGUGAAGAGAAGUAGAAAGCGAGACGGUUCUGCAAGAAGUUAUAUUUACGAAGCAAGUAUGAUCUUAGAAGGUCGUGGAAAGAAAGAAACAGUGAAUUAUGAGGAAGUGCUUGAAAAAUUCAUGGAGUACAUGGGAAGCAAUAUAACAUACAACAAAGACAUAUACAGUGAGUUUAAGUACUACUGUGAACAGCAUGAGAUUGAAGUAAUGAGUAAAGGAGACUUUGAAACGCUUAUGAAAGACAGUGAGGAGGUCAUACAUGAGAACAAUGAUGAAAUAGUUCAUGAGAACAGUGAGGAGGUCAUACAUGAGAACAAUGAUGAAAUAGUUCACGAUGUCGUUCGUGAAGAAGCCAUUGCAACAAAGAAUGAGAUAAAGGAUUUCAUAGAACUUAACAAGGAGGAGUUUAAAGAAGGCUAUGAAGUGAAAAGAUGUGAAGAAGAUUUCUUGGCGUAUUUGAAGAAAAAGAGACUAAAGCCAAUGGCUCAAAAUAAGUUUCAAUCGAUGUUUGAAAAGAAACGUUUGAGCUAUGGUGGUGUAAGAAGCACAUAUUACUUUGUUAAGAAGUGA